Molecule: messenger RNA, 3361 nt
Organism: Solenopsis invicta (red fire ant)
Lineage: Eukaryota; Metazoa; Arthropoda; Insecta; Hymenoptera; Formicidae
Gene: Fatp1
Product: long-chain fatty acid transport protein 4
Exons: 12
Coding region: 800-2731 (643 amino acids)
Biological process (GO): triglyceride homeostasis
Cellular component (GO): endoplasmic reticulum
Molecular function (GO): long-chain fatty acid transmembrane transporter activity; long-chain fatty acid-CoA ligase activity
Source: RefSeq, a predicted model, not a curated record
AAGUUAAAUUAACAUAUAAAGUUGUAGUUUUUUCACAGCAACACGAUUUUUUAAGAAGACACAUUUUUAUAAAAACAAUUUAACUCGGUUUUUUUUUACAAACUCAAUCAAUAAUCAAAACUAUUGUUUAAAAAAAUACUGCCUUUCACCACGAGAGAGCGGUAUUGUCGUAUUAUUGAUUAUAGUACAGAGACUGCGGAAGUCUAUCCGUCAGGUGAAAUCCACCGUAAACUCUUCACGAGUUACAUAAACCCUAAUUACGUUUACUGUAUUUGUGCGGAUGGAGAUGUCAAGUAAGAUCAUCGAGUGACUCGCAAUCAGUCGCCAAGUGCCGCGAAGCGAGUGGCCAUUCCCAAUGGCGAUUCGAGCGUGACGUAUUUUACGCGCGAUAAACACGCGAUUUAAAAGAGUCUUACAAAAAUGCGUGCUAGCUCCGUUUAAGGCGCAUGCCGCGUGGAGAUACGGUCCUGCUUUUGUAGAUAUCGAGCGCGGCGAGGGCCGUUUCGGCAUAUCCUCGGUGUCGGUGUCGGCGUCGACGUCGACGUCGGCGUCGGCCCCGGCGUUGGCAUCGGCGCCGACACCGCUACACGAAACCAACGUCAACAGAUGUGACGCGUCGAGGGCAACGUCCGGAGUGGGGGGACGCUUAGCGAACGCUCCAUCAGGUACGCACCAGGACGCCCAGACAACACGUGUCAGCGUGAGCGUGAACGCGGCGUCGAGAGCGGCAGGAGAGCUCGACGCGAGUAGAAAUCGUUGGAAAUCGGUCGGCCGGUUUCUACGACGCCUAGCUUUCAUUAUGCUGCUAUUGGCAGCUACAUUUAGCGCACUGGCUGCAAUAGUCUUCUACAUGGGCCCGAUUUAUCUCAUGCAACUGUUCAUCGUGGUCUCCGUUGCGUACUUCGUCGCUGGUGGCCGCCUGAAAUGGUUCUACGUUGCUUUUAAGACAACACCACGUGACCUCAAGGGACUUACAAGAUAUGUUAGAUUGCUGUGGAAUAUACGUGGUCAUGCAAAGAAGAACAGGAACGUGGCCGAUGUAUUUAGAGAAUAUGUUAAACGUCAUUCAAAUAAAAUUUGCUUUAUAUUUGAAGAUCAAGAAUGGACUUAUCAACAGAUAGAGGAUUUCAGUAACAAAAUUGCAACGAUAUUUAAAACACAUGGUUAUAAAAAAGGGGAUGCAAUUGCUUUACUGUUGGAGAAUCGACCGGAAUUCGUUGCAAUUUGGCUAGGUCUGAACAAACUUGGUGUGAUAACGGCUCUGAUUAACACUAAUUUACGUAAAAGCAGUCUUUCGCACUGUAUCAAUAUUGCAAAUUGUCGAGCGCUUAUAUAUGGCAUCGAUUUUUGUGACGCUGUGACAGAUAUCGCCUCGUCGUUGGAUACUAAAUUAACAUUAUACAGAUUCGGAAAUCAUCCGAACCCAAUGUCAAUUGCGUUAAAAGAAAAAGACUUGAAUGCCUUGUUGGCGGAUACACCCGCAACAUUGCCAGCAGUACAAGAGAAAAGUAGUUAUCACGAUAAGCUUGUAUAUAUUUACACCAGUGGUACAACAGGUCUUCCCAAGGCAGCUGUUAUUACUAACUCAAGAUAUAUGUUUAUUGCGGGUUCAGUACAUUACAUAGGAGCCUUGAAUAAUUCUGAUAGAAUAUAUACACCUUUGCCAUUAUAUCAUACUGCCGGGGGAGUAAUGGCAAUAGGGCAGGCUUUGUUACAUGGACAUACAACAGUAAUUAGGAAGAAAUUUAGCGCCAGCGCGUACUUUGCUGACUGUAUUAAAUACAAAUGCACAAUUGGUCAAUACAUAGGGGAAAUGUGUCGGUACAUUCUGUCAGUACCAUCUAAAAAAGAGGAUCAGGAACAUAAUGUUAGAAUGAUUGUCGGCAACGGAUUAAGGCCACAGAUAUGGGAGGAAUUUGUAAAACGAUUUAAAAUUCCACAAGUGCUCGAGUUUUACGGUGCUACUGAAGGCAAUGCUAAUGUCAUGAAUUUAGAUAAUAAAAUGGGAUCAAUAGGUUUUAUUUCAAGAAUUAUUCCAUCGGUAUAUCCUGUUUCUCUUAUUAAAGUUGAUGAAGAAGGAGAACCUAUACGCAAUGCUAAAGGACUAUGUCAAGUCUGUGAACCACAUGAACCUGGUGCAUUUAUCGGAAAAAUCUUACCGAACAAUCCAACCAGGGCAUUUUUAGGAUAUGUGGAUGAAAAAGCAUCUGCCAAAAAAGUAAUUUAUAACGUUUUCACAAAAGGCGAUUCUGCGUUUUUGUCAGGAGACAUUCUUGUUUCCGACGAGUUUGGAUAUUUGUAUUUCAAAGACAGAACUGGAGAUACAUUUAGAUGGAAAGGAGAAAAUGUAUCGACUUCUGAAAUUGAAGCCGUAAUAAGUAAUUUUGUCAAUUAUCGAGAUUGCAUAGUAUAUGGUGUAGAGAUUCACGGUGCUGAAGGCAAAGCAGGAAUGGCAGCAAUUUAUGAUGCAGAAGGAACAUUGGAUAUGAAUAAAUUAACUGUCGAUGUUAAGGAACAAUUACCUGUCUAUGCCAGGCCGCAAUUUAUCAGGAUUCUGACAAAAAUUGAUCUCACAGGAACAUUCAAAAUGAAAAAGAAAGACCUGCAGGCAGAAGGAUAUAAUCUGCACAAAAUUCAAGACAAAAUAUAUUAUUUAAACGCGAAGCUUGGCUAUCAGUUAUUAACAUCAGAAGUUUAUGAUCAAAUUCAACAAGGAAAAGUCAAGUUUUAAGUACUUUGCAAAAUAUUAAUUACUCUAGUAUGCCAAAACUAGAGUAAUUAAUAUUUUGCGAAACACUUACUAUCAUGUAAAUAUACAUAGAUUAUUAUUAUAAGUGAAUCUCAGAAAUCUGAUUCACACUCGAACAGCAAAGUGACUACGAUAUUCCAGCUAUUAAAUGGAAUUACACUCAACGCAUUUCAAUGUAUUAAUAUUUAAUCAUAUUUGCAUCAAGUUUUUGUUCCGUCUGCUGAUUUUGCAGACACGGUAUGGUGACAAUAUAUUCAUAGAAAUUGAAGGGAACUAUUAAAUGAUAUGAUAACAGGUGGAUGAUAAAUCCUCGCACAGCUCAUAUAAAAUAUAUUUUAUAUAAACUGUUAAUAUAAACUGUUAAAAUAAAUUAUAUAUUAUAAUCUGGAUGCAGCUAAAACGUUCAAAUUUCACUUGAAUAUGUGAUAAUAAUUAAAAAAAUAUAUUUUUGUUUCAUUUAUGUUGUGUAUGUUUUUAAAUAUUUUCCAAUUUUAUAAUUUCAUUUCAACACAAUAUUUAUUCAAUGUUUCAUGUUUAUUUAAUCAUUUAUUAGUUAUGUCCAGAUCAUAAUACUUCUAAUUUUAUGUCAUUCUCGUUAAUAUUUAUAUUGUU